Messenger RNA from Phanerochaete carnosa HHB-10118-sp, 1346 nucleotides. RefSeq lists its product as uncharacterized. The transcript has a single exon. NCBI's taxonomy places the organism in Eukaryota, Fungi, Basidiomycota, Agaricomycetes, Polyporales, Phanerochaetaceae. Gene Ontology annotation, molecular function: protein binding. The record is from RefSeq and is a predicted model, not a curated record. The coding region runs from base 7 to 864 and encodes 285 amino acids.
CAGCAUAUGGUCCAGCUCCCACCAGAGCUCCUUGAUGCUGUCUUCACUGAGCUCGACUCAUAUAAAAAGCAGGACUUGAGGUCUUGCUCCUUGGUUUGUCACGUUUGGAGCGCCCUUUCUCGGCCACAUCUCUUUCGCCAAGUUACCUACACUCUCAGAGACAACAGCAAAUGCCCCGAGACUAUAUCCAACCUUCGCGCAGCCUUCCGCAACAUACUUACCUUCUUCGAGGAACAUCCUGAGUUUGCGAUCUACACCCAGGAGCUCAACCUGAAGACCAUCCCUGUUCUUAAUCGGCAUGAGUGGCUAAUCCCGCCGGACGCGGGUUAUCACGACCCAGCCGCUUUUCUCAGCUUGCUCGGCCUUUUCUCUCGAUUAGAGCACCUGCGCAUCCAAGACGUAUUCGUCACAUCAUCCCCUUCAGCUCAGAUUGAUUGUAAACUCAUUUCGCUGAAGAGCCUCGCAAUAGAGAGCGUACAAGAAGAGAUUCCUCCCAGCGAUGUCAUCCACCUGCUCAACUGCUUCAAGGAGAUCGGCAGUCUUGAUAUAGCUGUAUUCUGCUACUAUUCGUAUCGUCGUGUAGAGGAUAACUACCCUACUUCACGACACCUUGCCGUCCACAGCCUUGUCACUCGAGGCUCGACGAGCGGCGGCCUCUUUCUUCAUAUCGUGCAGACGCCCUCCGCGCGUGUCUUGCACACCCUAUCGCUAGGCAACUUGGAGACUUCUUUCUUCCCGGGACUGCAGGAGUUGCUGACCGUCACUCGGUCGAGCUUGGCCUACCUAAGGUUGUCGUUUUGCGGUUUCUGGCAGGAUGAACGCGGUACGUUCGUAUGUGGGAUAAACAUAUACAGUAGCGGCUGAUUAUUGCUCCCCUUAUUCAGCGGAUGGGCCCCCAAUUAUUACUCUGGCCUGUUGCAGCACCCUUCAAUCGCUCGAGCUGUCGGUUCGAGCACAGCCGCUGGACUGGCAGGCCAUCUGGCACGUCGUAGCAACGAUCUCCGCAGAUUCCAACCGCGCGCUCGAAGACAUGACGCUCGUGCUGCGCGAACGGCAGUUCCUCGUUGCAGAAGAUGUAUGGAGGCUGAUCAGCCCUAGUGUGCUGAGUUCGACGUACGCGACAUUGUCUUGGCUCAAAGACAGAGGGCGCUUCCGGCGUUUCAUACUCCAGGAGGUGGCGGAGGGAGAUUGGAGGAACAAGAUAGAAGUGUUCCCGGACCUCCUCCAAGGCUAUGCUCGUUCCUAAGCUUAGUGCCUGCGGCGUUGACAGUUAGCAUUUCCGUCGUAUCGCGGCAGUUGUCUUCGUUAAUUAUGGAGCGAACUUGCGUUCUGAAUCUGAUAGUACU